Molecule: messenger RNA, 5895 nt
Organism: Henningerozyma blattae CBS 6284
Lineage: Eukaryota; Fungi; Ascomycota; Saccharomycetes; Saccharomycetales; Saccharomycetaceae
Gene: SLH1
Product: RNA helicase
Exons: 1
Coding region: 1-5895 (1964 amino acids)
Molecular function (GO): ATP binding; ATP hydrolysis activity; nucleic acid binding
Source: RefSeq, a predicted model, not a curated record
AUGGCAACAAACUAUGAUAUCACAUCCUCGAAAUCCUUCAUGAUUGCAAUGCAAUCUAUGGUGGAAAUGGUGGAUGAUUUUAAUUUCGAUAGGUCUAAAGUAUUAGUGCCUAAAAUUGACGAUGAAGUAAACAGUGAAGACGGCUCUGAAUCUUCAGUGACAACCACAUUAAUUCAAGAUCGUAAUGAAUGGGAUGAUAUAUUUGAUGAUUUGAAGGAUGUUUCAUUUGAUGAUUUAACUAAUAUGAUAAAUAAUUCAUCAAUCAGUAAAAGGAAUUCAAAAAAGAAAAACUCUACAGUUUUAUUUAAAAAAUUCUUUCGUUUGCUAUCUAUGUGUUCUACAAGUAUUGAUUUGGAUACUUUGAUUCAAUCAAUCAUCAAUUUAAUUUAUUCAUUUGAAAAAGGUGAUUUGGCAAAGGAAUUAUUGAGUUUAAUUGGUGCUGAAAAUAUAGAAUUGAUAUCUUUCUUGUUAGAAAAUAGAAAUGCUCUAAUUAAAAAGCCUAAGACGACUAUAUUGGAGAUUUUAACACAGUUUCAAAUGGAAUCGGAGUAUAUGUCACAGGAUGAGAUGAGUGAGCAAGUUUAUCAAAAUGCUCAAAGAGCCAAAAAUACCGAUAAUUUAAAACAGUCAGUAAGACAAGUUAGGUAUCCUCAUGUAUUUAGACAAUACGAAUCAGAUAGUACUUCUGCUAUUUCAUUUUCAGGUCAGAAAUUUAGUUUACCGAUUGGAACAACAAGAAACUCUUAUCAAACACAUGAAGAAUUGAUUAUACCUGCAGCUGAUCCUUCGGUCAACAAAAAAUCGUUCAUUAAGAAACUGUUAAAAAUAAAUGAGCUGGACGUAUUUUGUCAGGCAGUUUUUAAUUAUGAAACGUUAAACAAAAUUCAAUCCUUAGUGUACCCGGUUGCUUAUAAUACGAACGAAAAUAUGCUAAUUUGUGCUCCAACUGGUGCAGGUAAAACUGAUAUUGCGUUAUUAACAAUUCUAAAUACAAUAAAGUCAUAUUCUAAUGUUAACAAUAAUAAUGAGAUAGAGAUAAAUUAUGAUGAUUUCAAAAUUAUAUAUGUUGCUCCAUUAAAAGCUUUGGCAGCUGAAAUUGUUGAGAAAUUUAGCAAGAAAUUAAAAGUGUUUGAUGUUAAAGUACGUGAAUUAACUGGUGAUAUGCAAUUAACGAAAGCUGAAAUUAUAGAAACUCAAGUUAUAGUCACAACACCAGAAAAGUGGGACGUUGUUACUCGUAAAGCAAAUGGUGAUAAUGACCUAGUAUCAAAAGUUAAGCUCCUGAUUAUUGACGAAGUUCAUUUAUUGCAUGAAGAUAGAGGUUCUGUUAUUGAAACGUUGGUUGCUCGUACUUUAAGACAGGUGGAAAGUUCUCAAUCAAUGAUUAGAAUAUUAGGUCUUUCUGCUACAUUACCAAAUUUUAUGGAUGUAGCAGAUUUUUUGGGAGUAAAUAGGCAGGUUGGUAUGUUUUAUUUUGACCAAUCAUUUAGACCAAAACCUUUAGAGCAACAAUUACUAGGUUGCAGAGGUAAAGCUGGUAGUAAACAAAAUAGAGAAAAUAUUGAUAAAACAGCCUACGAUAAAUUAAUAGAGAUGGUCCAGCGUGGCUAUCAAGUAAUGGUAUUCGUCCAUGCAAGGAAGGAAACUGUGAAAACUGCUCGUACAUUUAUUCAGAUGGCGCAAUCUAAUCAAGAUCUGGAUUUUUUAAUGCCUGAUCCAUCUCUUAAAGACAAGUUUUCUAAAGAAUUGGGUAAAAAUAGGGAUAAAGAUAUGAAAGAAAUUGUCCAAUUUGGUUUUGGUUGCCAUCAUGCGGGUAUGGCUAGAACUGACCGUAAUUUAAUCGAAAAAAUGUUUAAAGAUGGCGCUAUUAGAGUAUUAUGUUGCACUGCUACAUUGGCAUGGGGUGUUAACUUGCCAGCAGAUUGUGUUAUUAUUAAGGGAACCCAAGUCUAUGACUCCAAAAAAGGUGGGUUUUCUGAUUUAGGUAUAUCGGAUGUUAUUCAAAUUUUUGGGCGUGCUGGUAGACCUGGUUUCGGUUCAGAACAUGGUACUGGUAUUCUCUGUACUUCAAGUGAUAAGUUAGACGAUUAUGUUUCACUAAUUACUCAGCAACAUCCUAUUGAAUCUAAAUUAGGCUCUAAAUUAGUUGAUAACUUAAACGCAGAAAUUUCUUUAGGUACUGUUACUAAUGUAGAAGAAGGUAUUAGAUGGUUAGGGUACACUUACAUGUUUGUAAGAAUGAGAAAAAAUCCAUUUACAUAUGGUAUUGACUGGGAUGAAUUGGCAAAUGAUCCUCAAUUGUAUGAAAGACGGCGUAAAAUGAUUGUAACUGCAGCAAGGCGUUUGCACAGUUUACAGAUGAUCGUAUUUGAUGAAAUAUCGAUGCAUUUCAUUCCAAAGGAUUUAGGUAGAAUAUCUUCUGAUUUUUAUUUAUUAAACCAAUCAGUUGAAAUAUUUAAUCAAAUGUGUAAUCCUCGUGCUACUGAAGCAGAUGUUUUAGCAAUGGUUUCAUUUAGUAGCGAAUUUGAUUCUAUAAAAUUUAGAGAAGAAGAAUCCAAAGAAUUGACGAGAUUAUCAGAAGAUGCCAUUCAAUGCCAAGUUGGUGGUGAAUUAGAAAGUCCACAAGGUAAAACAAACGUGUUGCUGCAAGCUUAUAUAUCUAAUGCAAGGAUAUUAGAUUCUGCAUUAGGAUCUGAUGCCAAUUAUGUCGCUCAAAAUUCCACUAGAAUAUGUCGUGCGUUAUUUCUAAUUGCAAUUAAUCGUAGAUGGGGUAAUUUGGCUAAGGUUAUGUUAGAUAUCUGUAAAUCGAUCGAAAAGAGGUUAUGGUCAUUUGAUCAUCCCUUAUGUCAAUUUGAUUUGCCAUUGUCAAUUUUAAGUCAAAUUAGAUCAAAGAAUCCAUCAAUGGAGCAUUUAAUGGAAUUAGAACCAGAUGAGCUAGGUGAAUUAGUCCAUAAUAGAGGUGCAGGUGGCAAACUAUACAAUAUUUUAUCAAGAUUCCCAAAGAUCAAUAUUGAUGCAGAAAUAUUUCCAAUUACUGCUACAGUUAUGCGUAUUCAUGUUAAUUUGACUUCUGAUUUCAGAUGGGAUGUACGUUUUCAUGGCGAGGCACAAUUUUUUUGGGUUUUAGUUGAAGAAUCAAACCAGUCUCAAGUACUUCAUUUCGAGAAAUAUAUUCUAAAUAGAAGACAACAUAAUCAAAGUCGUGAAAUGGAUUUUAUGAUUCCUUUAUCGGACCCAUUACCGCCUCAGGUUGUCAUUAAAGUGGUGUCUGAUAUUUGGAUCGGUUGUGAGUCUGUUCAAGCCAUUUCUUUCCAACACUUAAUUAGACCUCAUAAUGAAAGUUUGCAAACCAAACUUCAAAGAUUGAGACCAUUACCUAUUACAGCUUUAAAGAAUCCGCUGAUUGAAUCAAUCUACCCCUUUAAAUACUUUAAUCCAAUGCAAACAAUGACUUUCCAUACUUUAUACCACUCAAAUGAAAAUGUUUUUGUAGGUUCACCAACUGGGUCUGGUAAAACCAUUGUUGCUGAAUUAGCUAUUUGGCAUGCAUUCAAAGAGUUUCCUGGGAAAAAAGUAAUUUAUAUUGCCCCAAUGAAAGCAUUAGUUCGUGAAAGAAUUGGUGAUUGGUCUAGAAAGAUUACACCAGUAACUGGUGAUAAAGUUAUUGAGUUAACUGGUGAUUCUUUACCUGAUCCAAAAGAUGUGAGGGAUGCCUCUAUUAUCAUUACCACACCAGAGAAGUUUGAUGGUAUUUCUCGUAAUUGGCAGACACGUAAAUUUGUUCAAGAAGUUUCUUUGGUCAUUAUGGAUGAAAUCCAUUUAUUAGCAAGUGAUCGUGGUCCAAUUUUAGAAAUGAUUGUCAGUCGUAUGAACUAUAUGGCAUCAAAAAGAAAUGAGCCUGUUCGUUUAUUGGGUAUGUCUACUGCAGUAGCUAACGCAUACGAUAUGGCAGGCUGGCUGGGAGUUAAGAAUAACGGGCUAUAUAAUUUCCCAUCAAGUGUUCGUCCUGUUCCACUGAAAAUGUAUAUUGAUGGCUUCCCUGAUAAUUUAUCAUUUUGUCCAUUAAUGAAGACUAUGAAUAAGCCUUCAUUCAUGGCAAUCAAGCAGCACUCUCCUGAUAAGCCUGCAUUAGUGUUUGUUGCUUCUCGUAGACAGACCAGAUUGACUGCCUUAGACUUCAUUCAUUUGUGUGGUAUGGAAGAUAAUCCAAGAAGAUUUUUAAAUAUCGAUGACGAAGAUGAGUUGCAGUACUACAUAUCUCAAAUUUCUGAUGAAACAUUAAAAUUAUCCAUUCAGUUUGGAAUUGGCCAGCAUCAUGCAGGUUUAGUAGAGAAAGAUCGUACUAUAUCCCACCAAUUAUUUGAACAAGGCAAAAUCCAAAUUCUGGUAGCCACCUCUACAUUGGCUUGGGGUGUUAAUUUACCAGCUCAUUUAGUAGUUUUAAAAGGUACUCAAUUUUUUGAUAAAAAGAUUUGUGGUUACCGUGAUAUGGAUUUGACGGAUAUCUUACAAAUGAUGGGUAGAGCUGGGAGACCAGCUUUUGAUACUUCUGGUACCGCAAUUGUGUUCACUAGGGAAGCUAAGAAGAUGUUCUAUAAGCAUUUCAUUAAUGUUGGGUUUCCUGUCGAAUCAUCUUUGCAUAAGGUUUUAGACGACCAUUUAGGUGCUGAAAUUACGUCAGGUACAAUCAAGAACAAGCAAGAGGCUAUGGAAUUUUUGAAAUGGACUUUCCUAUUCCGUAGAGCAUAUCACAAUCCAACAUAUUAUGACGUUGAGGAUGAUACAUCAACAGCUGGUGUCAACAAAUAUCUAAGUAACUUGAUUGACAAUGCUUUAAAUAAUUUAGUUGAGUCUCAAUGUGUAGAAUUACAUGGCAAUGAUAUCGAACCAACUGCCUUUAUGGGUAUUUCUUCCUAUUAUUAUAUUACACAUAUGAAUAUUAGAAAAUUAUUGGGUCAAAUUACUGAUAAAGCUACUUUUCAUGACGUCCUAACUUGGUUAGCAGUUGCACCAGAAUAUGUUGAGUUGUCCGUUAGAGGUGGGGAAGCUAUCAUGAAUUCUGAAAUGUCUUCACAGUCGAGAUAUUCUGCAGAAAGCACAUUUGUUGGAUAUAAUGAAAUGGAUAUUGGCUCGACUCACGUAAAAGCAUUUCUAUUGUUGCAAGCUUAUUUUAGUCGGGCAGAUUUACCUAUUGCAGAUUAUAUUCAGGAUACAAUUUCUGUUUUAGACCAAGCCUUACGUAUUUUACAAGCUUAUGCAGAUGUAGCUGCAGAACUUGGCUAUUUCUCUACUGUAAUGACUAUCAUUAAAGUUAUGCAAUGUGUUAAACAGGGUUAUUGGUUUGAAGACGAUCCAGUUAGUGUUUUACCAGGAUGUCAAUUAACAAGAUUUGAAGAUAUCAAGUUUACCCCUCAAGGUUACACUGAGGAUAAAGCCAAGUUUGAUAACAAAUUAACCUUAGAUAAGAUUGGUAGAAUGCCUCAUAAUAAAUUGGUUGAAACUGCAAACCGUUUGAAUGUUGCUCAAGAAGACCGUCCAAAGUUUAUUAGUGUUGCUCAAAGACUUCCUGUUCUAACAGAUAUUAGCUUUGAAGAGCAGACUAAUAAAGAAUCAUUAGUUCUGCAAGCUAAGCAUUUUAGCCACAGAGCUAAUAGAAACUUUGAGAUAUACUGUUCUAAGUACCCAAAAACUCAAAAAGAAUUAUGGUUUUUUAUUGCGUAUGAAAAUGAUGAAUUAUUGAUGCUUAAAAGAUGUCAACCUAGAAAACAUGGUAAGGAUAUUUUUAUUACUUGUGAUUUUAUUAUCCCUGAAGAAAUCCAAGGCAAGACAUUGAAUUUUGUUUUAGUUAAUGAUGCUCUCGAUUUACAAUAUACAUUAACAAAAACUCUAUUGUAA